This is a messenger RNA of Setaria italica (foxtail millet), 1354 nucleotides long. Its product is annotated as BTB/POZ and MATH domain-containing protein 1. Bases 95 to 1144 code for a protein of 349 amino acids. Gene Ontology annotation, biological process: protein ubiquitination. Gene Ontology annotation, molecular function: protein binding. The transcript has a single exon. The record is from RefSeq and is a predicted model, not a curated record. NCBI's taxonomy places the organism in Eukaryota, Viridiplantae, Streptophyta, Magnoliopsida, Poales, Poaceae.
CAUUGCAGCUCAUACCACUUCCCUCUCAUAGUCUCUUCUUCCAUUUCCCUCUUCCAACCAUCUGCCUCCACCAUCCAUCCAUCCAUCCAUCCUCAUGGCGAGUGAGCACCACCUGAUCGAGAUUGCGGCCUCCCAGAUCGGCUGCCAGAUGAGUUUUAGGCGUUCAUGCUGGUCUUCCAACAUAGGAGGCUGUCGCUGCGACUGUGACUACACUAAUUCCUCUGCUGGUACGGUGUCCCUUAUCCUCCGCCUUUCUUCCGGCAACACCCGUGCGCCCCUCAACGCACGGUUCAAGUUCAGCCUACUCGACCGCGAAGUCCGACCGGUGCCUUGCAGGACUCGAGCCUGCUCGUUCCAGAACUGGUCACCCCACGAGGGCUGGGAGUGGGUCUGUUCUGACUUCAUCACCAGGGAAGACUUGGAUCGCCAGAAGUAUCUCGACGAUGGCUCCUUCACCGUCAGCUGCGACAUCGCUAUCAAGCCCUUCACGGCAAAGGCCACCGAUGCAUUUGUUACGGUGCCCCCUUCUGAUCUGCACCAGCACCUCGGCAACCUGCUGGCGUGCGAAGAUGGCACGGACGUGACCUUCAAGGUAGCAGGAGGAGGCGGCACUGGCACGUUCUCUGCGCACCGGUGCGUUCUCGCGGCGCGGUCACCGGUGUUCCGGGCACAGCUCUUCGGUGAAAUGAAGGAGGGCAAGGAGGCCGCCACAGGCGGUGUUGUCAUAGCUGUUGACGACAUGGAAGCACACGUGUUCAGAUCCCUCCUUCACUUCGUCUACACCGACUCGUUGACGGAGACCGAUGAGGAGUUGGAGCAACAUGAUGGUGACGGAUACAUGAUGACGGCGCACUACAAGGAUCUUCUUGUCGCGGCCGACAGGUAUGGCCUCGAGAGGAUGAAGCUGAUUUGCCAGGAGAAGCUGUGCAGGCGCAUACGUGCAGACUCCGUGGCGAGGAUGCUGGCUUUAGCUGACCGGCACCACUGCCCCGGUCUGAAGGAAGCGUGCUUCGAUUUCCUCAGUUCUAGCACCAAUCUUGAGGAGUUCAUCGAAACAGAUGGAUUUGAGGAGCUAACCGAUACCUGCCCUGCUGUUCUCAAGGGGUUGCUUGACAAGCUUGCUACCGUAUUGAUCUUCGAGUAACCAUGGGCGGCAAUGAUUCCAGUUUCAUAGAAGGGUAAUCAACUUGUUUUUUCUUCUUCUUGUAUUGGGACACUUAUUUCCGUAGGCACUGCUCUGAAAGGUGCGACCUCUGCUGCUGUAUUUCCGGUGUCCUUUGUACCCUCCUGUGUGUGGAAAGUUUAAAUAAACCACUUCGCCACUGGCCUUCAAUGGAUUGCAAGUUGAAAUGUC